Gongylonema pulchrum is the source of this 1215-nucleotide messenger RNA. Lineage: Eukaryota; Metazoa; Nematoda; Chromadorea; Rhabditida; Gongylonematidae. The record is from the annotation of a GenBank genome assembly.
AUGAAAAAACAGGGACGCCUGAGACGUGAAUUGAGUUCUCCUCCACAUUUGACAGCACGUCCCUAUGCAAAUGAUUAUCAGUCAAGCCUGGAGAACACGGACGAAAUGAAGUUAUCUGCGAGGGAUCGUAGUAGUAACUCGAUAGACAAAGGGUCGAAAAAAGGCCCGUUUGAGCUGGCGCUAGCUAAUGGUGAUGUCCGACUGGCACAUAUGGUGGCGUAUUCCAGUGGCGACAAUAGCACCGAUGGAAGUGGACUUCAGUGCCUGCAGUGUAGCGAUCUUCAACAACAGCUGUGCGAUUUGUCGAGAAGUAUCGGAGUCUCAUGUCCGAGUGUGAGUAAUGUUGCUGCUGAAACGAUAAGAGUGGAAACUAAGGAUUCAGCCAGCGAUGCGUUACAUGUUGAGACCAAUGAUAAGAGGACCAGUGUAUCAUUGUUGGACAGAACGGAAAUGCGGUGGCACGAGGAUAUCGGUAGUUCGCCCAUUCCACAACCUCGAUCUUAUUCGAUCGGGAUUGGAACCGAUCGCGAAAUACCGCUUAAAUCUCGAUGUUGCGAUGCAUCCACUGACAGUCCAGUUCGUGAGCUUAAGUUUCUGAUGAAAGAAGUGACAAUCAAAAUUCUAGAAUGUGGUUGUGGCUUGGAUCAACCAGUGGUGCUUUGUGAUUUUUCAUGUGGAACAGAGCGCACAGUGCUUGUUGAAACAGGUACUGGAAGCAAACAAACACCAGCAUUCAAGGACUCAUCAUCAAUGACUUCUUCAGUAACAUCGCAUUCACGGCCUAUACAAACUGAACAUGUCAAUUGCAGCACAAUAUGCGUAUGCACUUCACCAAUACAAAUGGUAAAUCGAGGCGUUGAGGCAAUGCGGGUAUUUAUGAGAGAUUCGUGUACAGUGUGUGAUGAGGAUCUCUCUUCAUGUUCCGUUCUGGAUGCUGCUACAGCAACGGAUCACGAUUUAAACGCUGCGGAAACAAAACAGCAAUACUUUCAUCAGGAUUAUUAUCAUUAUCAUCAACAACAGCAUCAUCAGCAACAACAAAAAACCUGUAAUACCGUUGCUGUACAAACAGAAUUCGGCAUGUUUUGCUCAUUUUCUGUCCAAUUUUUUAGAAAUUGUUGUACUUCCGUUAUAAUUUUGAUCAGAGCUCAUUGCGCGAUAUUCUGCUGUAAAAGGAACUCAUUUGUUAGCCUUCCUCAUCAAUGUUUUUGUUAG